Messenger RNA from Hibiscus syriacus, 648 nucleotides. RefSeq lists its product as uncharacterized. The transcript has a single exon. NCBI's taxonomy places the organism in Eukaryota, Viridiplantae, Streptophyta, Magnoliopsida, Malvales, Malvaceae. The coding region runs from base 22 to 648 and encodes 208 amino acids. The record is from RefSeq and is a predicted model, not a curated record.
GUUUAAAAUAAGGGAGAAGAAAUGCCUUCAGCUUGGUUAAUUAGUCUCAAGAAAUCAUUUGACUGUAAAUCAGAGUUGUCUGAUGUAAAGGAACCCGUUGGCAACAACAGCAGUGAAACACCAAAAAACCAAUGUUUAUGUGGUUCAGGGUGUUCAAGAUCCUUAUCAAAUUUGAGAGAGAGAUUUCAUGGAAGCAAGAGACACACGGACAAGGCACCUAUGGCUAUUGGCAGCCCGAUAUCUAUUGCGAGCGCUGAGAUUCUCAAUCCGAUAACACAUCAAACAGUUUUCACAGGCUCCAAAUAUGUUCUCGAGAUUAAAACUCAGGAUUCUGGUAAUGAUAGUGGCAAGGGGAGUUCAACUUUUGUGGGAACCCUUAGCCCUGGUACACCGGGACCUGGAGAACACUUUAUGGAGGCAGCCUACAGUGGCAGAAGGUCGAGGGGUCCUUCCGUUUUGGGAGGUGGCCGUGGCAUCUAUUCGAAGAGUAGGAGAUCCCUUGAUUUGGAGUCCCAAUUCUAUGUUUGUCAGAAAUGCAGCGAGGUGGCCGUGGCAUCUAUUCGAAGAGUAGGAGAUCCCUUGAUUUGGAGUCCCAAUUCUAUGUUUGUCAGAAAUGCAGCGAAAGUUUUGAAAAUUUGGAAGCCAUAG